UUCCGGCUUUGGGUGCUGAUGAGACUGAAGUGAACUGGUGAUGCUUUGUGUUUUUAUUUAGCUGUUGAUGUUCAUGUGUAGAUUUAUAGCCUCUUAUUUCAGCAUUUACGUGAAAGAGCGCCGCAGACUUUGUCCUGGUUGGGUCGAAAUAAAGAAGACGAUUGAGCGACACAGAAGAUGGCUGAUAGAAGUGACCUGAAAGCUGAGCUUGAGCGCAAAAAGCAGCGCUUAGCCCAGAUUCGAGAGGAGAAGAAAAGAAAGGAGGAAGAGAGAAAGAAAAAAGAGUCUGAGAUGCUUCAGAGGGCCGAGAAUGUGUCAGAAGACUCAGACCUGGACAGAAAGAGAAGAGAGACAGAGGCUCUCCUGCAGAGCAUUGGAAUUUCACCAGAACCACCUUUAGUCCCAACCCCUAUGUCUCCCUCUUCGCAAUCAGUGAGCCCACCCAGUGAAACUGGAAGUCAGGAGUCCAUAGAUGGAGGGACAGUGGGAAGGACAUUACAGUGGGACACCGACCCCUCAGCUCUUCAGCUUCUUGCAGAUUCUGUUCAUGGGAGCAGGAUGCAAAGGCUUGGUGCAUCAAAAAUUGUUCAGAUUGAUUUUACGCCAAAAGAACUGGUGACAUACUCUAAAAAAACACAGACUCCUGUGGCAUCUCAUCAGCCUGAAGAGGAGGAGGAUGAGGUGCUGUCAGUGACCAAAUCUGAGCCCAUGCCACAGCAGCUGGAGGAGGAGAACUCUCAGGAGGCAGAAGAAGUUCAUCCUAGAGAACUGACCAAUGAGGAGAAAGAGCAGAUUAUUCAUUCAGAGGAUUUUCUGUUUUUCUUUGACCGAAGCAUCCGUGUGAUGGAGCGUGUGCUGGCUGAGGAUACAGACAUUUUCUUUGACUACAGUGGGCGAGAUAUGGAGGACAAAGAUGGGGACAUGCAAGCCGGAUCAAGCUUGUCUUUUAAUCAUCAUUUCUACGAUGAGCAUUGGUCCAAACAUCGAGUCGUCACUUCCCUGGAUUGGUCACCACAGUAUCCUGAAUUACUAGUGGCCUCAUACAACACUAAUGAGGAUGCACCUCAUGAGCCAGAUGGAGUUGUGAUGGUCUGGAAUAUGAAGUUUAAGAAGAUGACCCCCGAGUACAUAUUCCACUGUCAGUCCUCAGUGGUGUCAGUUGGCUUUGCUCAGUUUCAUCCCAACCUGGUGAUCGGAGGCACUUACUCAGGACAGAUAGCACUGUGGGACAAUCGAAGUCACAGGAGGACCCCGGUGCAACGGACGCCAUUGUCUGCAACUGCACACACUCAUCCUGUAUACUGUGUGAAUGUGGUCGGAACACAAAAUGCCAACAACUUGAUCACAGUAUCCACAGAUGGCAAGAUGUGCUCCUGGAGUCUGGACAUGCUCUCACAGCCUCAGGAGAGUAUGGAGCUGAUCUACAACAAGUCAAAGCCAGUGGCCGUCACUUGUAUGGCCUUCCCUGCAAGUGAUGUGAAUAACUAUGUGGUAGGAAGUGAGGAGGGCACCGUUUACACAGCAUCCCGCCAUGGAAGUAAGGCUGGUAUUGGUGAAAUGUUCGACGGGCAUCAGGGGCCUGUGACUGGAAUCAGCUGCCAUAACGCUGUGGGUCCAGUUGACUUCUCCCAUCUCUUUACCACUUUCUCAUUUGACUGGACAGUCAAACUGUGGUCAACCAAACAUAACAAGCCCCUGUACUCCUUUGAAGACAACGCAGACUAUGUUUAUGAUGUGAUGUGGUCUCCAGUGCAUCCAGCGCUCUUUGCUACAGUGGAUGGCAAUGGUCGACUGGAUCUCUGGAAUCUCAACAACUACACAGAGGUGCCGUCAGCAAGUGUGACACUGGAGGGAGGGUGUGCCCUGAAUCGGGUCAGAUGGGCUCUAGGGGGCAGAGAGGUGGCCGUGGGUGAUUCAGAGGGCCGUGUUUGGAUCUAUGAUGUAGGAGAGCAGUUAGCCAUGCCACAUACAGACGACUGGAGCAAAUUUGCCCGUACACUCAUGGACAUUCGUGCAAACCGAGGGGAUGGAGAGGAAGAUGCAGGUUCUUUGGAGCUGCCUGCCUGAGACACACACACACACACAGACACAUUUACAUGCUACAAAAUACACUCUGCUGUGAUCACAGGUCUUUUUUCUUUUGCAUACUAAAGUCUAUUUAUAGCAUGGGUGUUAAUUAGCAAUACCUCCCCUUCCAACGCUAAUAAUUAAUUCCAGAACACACACAGGUGAAUGUGUUUGAGCUAACGUAUAUCUAGGGCUUGCAGUCUGCAGUGACUACAUAAAAGUGAGCCAAUGUUAUCAAACUGUAUCAAAAUAGCUGUGCCGGAAUUAUAAUGUCAACUUAUUUUAUGUAUGUUCAAGUACAAGGUCAUACUGAGAUAAAUUUAGAAUAUGUAUUGGCCAUUGUGUAAAAAUGUAUUACAGCAAAACUUAUGAAUAUGACUUUAUUUUAUUUUUUUCCUUUUUUAGCUUUUAUGCUGUAUGUGUGAAUAAUGUAAUACCAAUUGCAGCAUAAAACAUCUGUAAAGUGUGAAUUUACAAUAAAGGUCACUGUGUCUCAAA
Messenger RNA from Carassius carassius (crucian carp), 2565 nucleotides. Its product is annotated as cytoplasmic dynein 1 intermediate chain 1-like. Gene Ontology annotation, biological process: transport along microtubule. The record is from RefSeq and is a predicted model, not a curated record. Lineage: Eukaryota; Metazoa; Chordata; Actinopteri; Cypriniformes; Cyprinidae. Gene Ontology annotation, cellular component: cytoplasmic dynein complex. The coding region runs from base 178 to 2067 and encodes 629 amino acids. The transcript is spliced from 17 exons. Gene Ontology annotation, molecular function: dynein heavy chain binding; dynein light chain binding.